This is a messenger RNA of Bombus impatiens (common eastern bumble bee), 1756 nucleotides long. Its product is annotated as zinc finger CCCH domain-containing protein 5-like. Lineage: Eukaryota; Metazoa; Arthropoda; Insecta; Hymenoptera; Apidae. The transcript is spliced from 9 exons. The coding region runs from base 403 to 1716 and encodes 437 amino acids. The record is from RefSeq and is a predicted model, not a curated record.
ACUUUAUAGGAUAUUAUAUAUACUAGUGUGGGUCACUUUCUACCAUGGUCCGCGUGGUGCAGCACAAGUUCGAGAAUAACCCAAAUCAUACAUAUGAACCCUCUCAUUUCUUCUAUAUUCUAUAUAUAGCAUUUAUUCGUCAAAUUUUUGCAGUUUGUGAGAUAUUAUAUUAGUGUAUGUGAAAUUUAUUUCUUCGCGUUUAACACGAUAACUUUACUAUUCACAUAAUUUUUAUAAUUUUAUUUGCUGUACUUAUCUUCUAUUUUGGAAAUUUUUCUAUGUAAUAACUAGAUAUUUGUAUAUUGUUUGGAUCUAACGUACAUAUUUGAAUCUUAAGUUACCUUACCUUAAAAAAGACUGCAGACUAGCCUAAUUGCAUAUGAAACUUUUCUUCUUUGGGAAAUGAAACGAAACGUGUCGAAUCAUUCUUAUCGUGAUGAAAAAUUGAGAUCAUCACACAGUGAAAAUUAUGAGACUGAUUUACGAAGAACAGAAGAAGAAAGAUUACGGCGUAGGCGCGAAUGGAUUGUAGAACAACAAAUGCUACGAGAACAUGAAAAAUUGAAGAAGAAGAAGAUCUUAGAAUAUGAAAUACGUCGUGCUCUCGAGAAAGGUUUAUCACUGCCCAAAGAAAGAUUUUCACAUCACAGUAGCAAUACGAGUGAAAGUAAAUCCCCGGAAAGUCAGCACAGAACUGUUGCUACAUUAAGUACAUCUAAUACAUCUAUAUUAUCUAAAAAAUUAGAGGCAUCAGAUGGUACAACACCUUUAUUUAAAGGACCAGAAGGCAUACAAGUUACUGCUGCAGAACUACGAAGAAUCAAAGUAUAUAUUCACAGAAAUUCAUUCACAGAAGAUAUUCACAGAAAUGUAUCAGACGAAGCAACCGAUGAUCUACAACGAGAUAUUAUCAAUUUUGAAGAUGUUUUGGUCAAAAGAAGAGAGGGAGAGGGAUCCAAAUCUAUAUUUGAGAGAGAAGAAAUAAAAAGUGUAACAGCUAAAACAGAAGAAAUUGUGGAACAUCGUACAGUUGUUGCUAUAAAUAAUGAAAAUUUGGAAAACAAGCCAGAAGCAAAUAAAGAAUAUACUACUUCUUCAAGAAGUCGAAGUCCUCCAUGUAGAUCGUCCCAUCAUACCAGGUAUAAAGAUUCAAAACAUAAUAACAGGGAUAGUUACAGAAAUGAUAGAGACAGAGAUCAUAGUAGAGGUGGAAGUAGAGAGUAUAAAGAAAAAGUCAGGCUACAUAGUCAAUUGCACACUGCAGAGGAAAAACACCUGCGAGAAAGAAAAAGUAAUAGAGAUAAUUCACAUUCAAAGGGAGGAGAACAAAGAGCAUGGGUCAAAGAUUCUCAUAACAGCAACAAGUCAUCUAAACACGAAAGACCUUAUCGAGAAAAAUCGAGAGAGCGAUUCCGAGAAAGAAGAGAAAGAGAUAAGUCUAGAGAACGUAGGCUACCUCCAUCACAUUAUAUUGAACCCAUUCCUGUUCCUGUUUAUUAUGGAGGUUUUCCUCCGAGACCAAUAAUGGUUGGACCAUUGGUUCCAAUUCCAAGGCAAGUUCCUUUAAAAGGAAUUAGGCAUAUGAUGAGUCCAUUAAGACCAUAUCCACCACGAUUUAUUCAGCCAGAUAUAUAUAGAUUUUGUCCAUUUCCAAAUCCUAAUUUAGGCCAAUGUAUUAAUGGAGGAUUUAUGAUGAAUGGAAAAUUGCUGCAUUAAAUAUCAGACAUUUUACAAAAAUUAAAAAUUUUUCGAAGUA